Messenger RNA from Carassius gibelio (silver crucian carp), 876 nucleotides. RefSeq names its product jeltraxin. NCBI's taxonomy places the organism in Eukaryota, Metazoa, Chordata, Actinopteri, Cypriniformes, Cyprinidae. The transcript has 2 exons. The record is from RefSeq and is a predicted model, not a curated record. The coding region runs from base 81 to 812 and encodes 243 amino acids.
CGCUAAAGUGGUGCAGUAUAAAAAGAGCAGGGUGAAAUUCUCAGGUAACUCUUUCCUGCCUGACUCAACCCAAGAGGACCAUGAAGAGAGUUGCUUCUUAUGUUUUCUUUAUUGCCCUUUGCGGUUUGGCAUUGUCCUUAGAGCCAAAGAAAGACAGAAAAUGUUUGAGGGAGAAGGUCAUCACAUUCCUAGAGCUGACCACCAGCAACUGGGCGAAGCUCCAUCCGAAUGAAUCCAUGGAUCUGUCUGCAGUCACCGUGUGUUUGCGAUUUUACACUGAACAAGCGACUCCCAGCCCAUGUCUUUUUUCUCUGGCUACACCGUCCCACCCUCAAGACUUUUCUUUACGUUGGUCAGGUGACAGCAAACAUUACCAGAUGUUUAUUCACAACACCCAGGUUGAAUUCAAAGGGUUGACGUUCAACAUGAAUCAGUGGAACUCAGUGUGUGCGACCUGGGAUUCCAAAAGUGGUCUUGCACAGAUGUUUGUGAAUGAAGUAGCUAGCAUUAAGAAGGUGGUGGGCACUAAAGUAUCUUUCAAAGGAAUGCCUGUCAUCACACUUGGCCAGUAUCAGACCCAAUAUGAUGGAGGGUUCCUCCAACCCUCUAUCUUCACAGGUUUCAUAUCAGAUGUGCAUGUGCAUGGACAAGUCCUGACCACCCGUCAGAUUAAGACCUACAUGGGGGCAAAGAGCAAAUACAAACUUGGUGAUUACAUUAACUGGCACAAUCUGAUGUACACCAUUGCUGGGUCUGCACAAGUGGAAGAAAAGAGUCAUGUAACAUUCUAUACCAAAGAAGAGCAGCAAUAGUGCUCUGUUGUACUGAAAUCUUAAUGUAAUGUCACAAGAAAUUAAUAAACAUCUUGACAUUGAA